GUGCGGGCGUGCCGCGGCAGUCGGGCAGUCGGAGCAGCCCAUGACGCCAUGCGCGGCGCGCCGGGUGUGCUCGUGGUGCUUCUGGCGGUGGCGGCGCAGGCGCAGAACGUCGCGCGACCGUGCCAGUACGACAGCAACUGCGUGGAGAACGCCUACUGCGUCCUGAACACGUACUGCCGCUGCAAGGAAGGCUUCGUCAUCAACGGCAGUCACCGCAACAACACCCUCGCUUGCCUCAAGGAGGCGGCGGCCAUGGGCGACCCGUGCGACCACGACAUCCAGUGCAGCCGGCCGUUCGGCGCGCACGCGCGGUGCCUGCCCGGGGCAGUGUGCGGCUGCAGGGAGGGCGCGCACUUCCGCGAGGACCUGUGCUACCCCAGCGUGCGCAUCGGGGGCCAGUGCACGGUGCGCAACGACUGCCGGGUGGGAGCCUCAACCAUGGACGCCGCCUGCGUGCGAGGGGCGUGUCUGUGCCAGCCCGGCUUCCACGGCGGCAGCGGGGGCCGCGACUGCCUGCCGGACAUCUUGCUGGGGCACCGGUGCCAGGCGAGCAGCGACUGCUCCGCGCCGAACGCCACCUGCAGCGCCGAGGUGUGCCGCUGCCCCGUCAGCCACGUGCCCAACUCGCGCAACACCCGCUGCCUCCCGUAUGCCUUCCGGCUGGGCACGCCGUGCGAGGAGGACAUACAGUGCAGCGAGAUGCUGGAGAACUCGGUGUGCGACGGCGCGCGGACCUGCUCCUGCCCGCAGCUGUACCACGCCGUGUCCGAGGACAGCUGGUGCUGGUUCAGCGUGCGACUGGGCGGCGCGUGCAGCAACUGGCGCGAGUGCGUGGUGGCGGCCAACAGGACGGGCGUGGCGACCUGCGGCUCGGCUGGCGUGUGCGAGUGCGGCUCCGGCCUGCGCCCCAGCGACGACCACAGCGACUGCAUUUCCAGUGGGAUGUCUUUCGUGAGACGUCCAACCUCUCUCACUUGGCUGGCAAUCAUCAUCUACACGCUCCUUGCUCCAACUUAAAUGUCGCUACAAGACAAGACAAAACCAGAAAAUACAGGAACCAAGCCCCUUAAAAUCCAAGAAUGGGGCACUAGUCACAAAGCGCACGUGUUUUAUUGGGGCUGAUUGGGACUUCUCUAACUGCCCGAGUGAUAAACUUUGUAUUUACUUUGAAAAAUGUCACAAAUAAUUCUUGAAUAUGUUACACCAGAAGCUUUAUUUUUUAUCGGUUGGUUUUAUUACUACUUAGGUAUAUUUUUUUAAUUAAUGAUGUAUGUUGAUGUGAAAUGAAGUACUUAAGAUUUUUGUAUGUAAUAACUCAUUUCAGUUAGCUUAAUUUAGAUGCAUUACAGUGCAUUUUCUUAUUUUAAUAGGUCGUGAGUUGUAAAUAACUAAAAAAUAAGUUUUUUUCACCAACAUAUUUUGAAAAAUUUUAAAUUAAUAUAAUGAAUUAAGUGUAGAAUAUAUAUGUAUCCAAUGAAUUAUUUUAACAAAACUGGGUUUGUUUACAACCAAGUAUCUUAAAAAGAGAUCGAAUGCCAUGGUUUGAAUUACGAACAAGGGAGAAUAUUAAUUCGGUUAAAUAAAGGGAAUAUAGUGAGUUCCGACCAACCAAAAUCCUUGUUCGAAAUAAGUUUGACCUGAGAUCAAACUCACUGAUGAAGAACAGAAGUUAAUGUUCUAAAAUUAACUUCUGUUCUUCAUCAGUGAGUUACCGCGAUAACUUAAUAAUUCAGAGUCGUGUUAUGACAGCUUCAGUACCGAUAGUCACUCCAACUUGCUAUUUUAUUGCUUCAACCAUAUUUAAAACAAAAUACUGUUAUUAAGUUAUAAAAUUCUAUCUCUAGAACAGUAUCUACAAAAAGUUAACAGGUUGGUAGUGUUUAAAUAAAACACACGAAUUUAUUAAUCAUUGAAACCUGCAAGCAUAUGUGAAACUCAUAAUUCACAGUUAUGUUAACAAAUGUGACAUUUACUUACCAUUUUAAUUAACAAAUAACCCCCCAGAAUAGCAAAUUCUUGGUAGUGAUGAAAUAACCUGUCAUAAGUUUAACAUUUUAUUCAACUUCUAAGAUUAUAUCACCAGUAACCAAUAAUAUUCUGUAGUAUUAUGUAUAUAUAUGCAUACAGCUGUGUAAUAACUUAUUGUUAUUACAUAACUAGUUAAUUAUAUAUUAGAAGGAAAACGUCUGUAUUAAUUUUUAUACUUAAUUAAGUGUUUUUACAAAUAUUGUUAUAUGCCUGUUAUAUAUUGUUUUGUACAAGAAAAAAUAACUUAGAAUUAAGUGUUGUCGCCUCACUUAAAAAGUAACAACUUGGUGAACAUAAUAAUCUAGAAGAGGUUAUAUAUCGUCUUAUCAAAAUCAGAUGUCAGUUUUAAAAAACCAAAAUUAUAUUAAGUAUUCGUUUGGUUAUCAUUUUUACCAAAUCGAAACCGAAAGAAAUGUUAAUUUUUUUAAUUCGUACUUUUAGUGUUUAGAGAUGGUCUUGGGAGGAUUCUGAUGCAGUGUCUCCGGAGGUAUCAUCUUAUACUGCCUCACCUGCAAUAAGUCGUUUAGUUACAAACUCAAGUGUUUAUUAUUAUUUUAAUAUCGUACUUUUACAAACACCUAAUUUGAAGAGUUAAUAAAAUGUUUUUUUACUCA
Bacillus rossius redtenbacheri is the source of this 2642-nucleotide messenger RNA. Its product is annotated as multiple epidermal growth factor-like domains protein 10. Lineage: Eukaryota; Metazoa; Arthropoda; Insecta; Phasmatodea; Bacillidae. The record is from RefSeq and is a predicted model, not a curated record. The transcript is spliced from 8 exons. The coding region runs from base 49 to 1017 and encodes 322 amino acids.